ACGGGCACUCAAUUCCCGUGUACUGGACCUGGAGCAAGCUGCACCAGGAGCACUGGCUGGCGAGUCCAGCAACGCACCCUCGAACCGCCAACUGGAGGAACGCGUCGACCACGUCGUCGCAAUGCUCGGCAACAUCAGCACCUUCGCUGCGCCGACCACCAUCAGCAAUCAGCUGGAUACUUUGAAGAUCGAGGUCCAACAACUGCAGUCGACGAACACGGAUGGCAACAAUUCAAAGCAAUACAAGAUGCCAACUUUUCAACUUGAGAAGUUCGACGACUACACGCAUCAGGACCCGGUGCUCUGGUGGGAAGCUUUCACGAUGCAACUUCGGAUUCUGCCUGUCGCCAAGCACUCGUACAUCGGCGCCCUGUUCAUGAACUCAAAGGGCGGAUGCCAGAUCUGGUUAACCCACCUGGCAGCCACCCACGACGUCGACGUCGCAGAUCUGAAGGACAAGAUCACAUGGGAAGAGUUAACACGGCUGUGGAAGAAGCGGUUCAUCGUCAACGGCGCACCUGCACUCGCCAUCAACCGUCUCUUCGCCAUGACGCAAGGCAACACAGCAACACGUGACUGGCUCACGGAAUGGCAGAAGAUCGUGGCAACACCUGAUCUAGACUUACCAUUUUCGCAUCUGCGCCGUGAGUUCUACAACAGGUCAUGCGCUGCUUUGAGCCAGGCACUUGGUGAUCGCGAGCAGUAUGCAACUUUCGCCGAGAUUAUUGACAAGGCGAGAAAGAUCAUCAAGACCAACAGGGCGGCUGCACACGAAAAGUCAACGUGGCAGCCAACCUAUGUGGAGAAGCUCGGGAAACUGAGUUCCGCGGGAGGUGAGGCGACUCCACCUCCCAGGCCGCCAGAUUCGGCCGCCUUGCUAGCGGCUUCCUACACAUCUGGGGAGGAUGCGAAUGUCGUAAGUUCUCGUUAUGCUUACGAGGACUAUGUUGUCCACUUGGUCCCACCACUGGACCAACCGCUCCACGUGCAACAAUCUACCGCAUGCACGGUUUCAUCACCAUCGGCAACCGAUUCGGCAGCUUCGCCGCCAUCUACCGCCAGGGAUUCAACGUCAUGGUCAAGACUUGAAGAGCUCGACCCGUUGACAGUUGCGGACUUCCAAUGGAUGCCCCUUCCCCGGUCCGAUCGAUUGCCGAAACCGCGUUGCAACGUGCUCAUGGCACAAUUGCGGGAUUACUUGCACACUUCAGUACCGACUCCGUUGAUGGACGCCGAAGUAGAGGUUGUCGACCUUCACGCCUACAUUGCGAAGAUUGACCGCGAGUUCAAGACGCAACGGUACGACCACAUCGACACACCAUUGUUAUAUGUACGCAUUCAGAUCGGAGAGGCGACCUGCAGCGCUUUGAUCGAUUGCGGAGCAUCUCGCAACUACAUGAGUCAGGACUUCAUGGUACGCGCCGGCCUUGGCCCACAAGUCCGAAAGAAGUCCCAGCCCACGCAAGUCACGUUGGCGGACGGUCACACGCACAAGUUAAUCGACCGGUGCAUUGACGACGUCCCAGUGUACUUUGCCCCUCACGCAAAUGAGGCGGUGUCCUUUGACAUUCUGGACACCAAAUUCGACAUGAUCUUGGGCAUGUCAUGGCUGCGAAGCGAGGAUCACCCGGUGAACUUCUACCGCCACACCGUUCACGUUCGUGAUCGAAACGGAGUACUAGUCCCAUGCACCGUGGCUCCUCCUCACCCUUCUAUCAGUUGCCACGUGGUGUCCGCCGCAAGCAUGCGAGCAUCCAUCAUCAGUGACGACAUCGAGGAGAUGGGGGUGUGUUUUCUCCACGCCCUCCCGCCCCAUGACGCUAUGUCGACGGACUCAUCUUCGGACCCACGCAUCACCGAGCUUCUCGACGCCUACAACGACGUGUUCGAAGGCCCGCACGGAGUAGUACCGGAUCGGCCCAUCCGCCACGAGAUCAUCCUCGAGGACGGGGCCGUACGUCCGCGCGGUUGCAUCUACCGAAUGAGCGAGGAAGAGUUAAGUGUGCUUCGGGCACAACUCGACGACCUUCUAGAGAAAGGUUGGAUUCGGCCUAGCUCAUCGCCAUACGGUGCUCCUGUUCUCUUCGUCCGGAAGAAGAACAAGGAUUUGCGGUUGUGCAUCGAUUAUCGCAAGCUCAAUGCGCAGACGAUCAGAAACGUCGGCCCUCUCCCACACAUCGACGACCUUCUCCAGUUCACAUGGGUUACGGACAACAACCCACUGACUUACUACAAGACGCAGGAUACGGUGAGCAGCACGAUUGGACGAUGGAUGUACUUCAUCGACCAAUUUGACUUCACACCGAAGCAUCUUCCCGGCCUCUCCAAUCGCGCAGCAGGUGCACUCUUGCGAAGACCUGAUCUUUGCGCUAUUACACAUCAUGCCUUCGCAUUCGACGAGGAACUCCAACGACACUUCAUCAGGGGCUAUGAGUCCGAUCCAGAUUUUGCCACGCUAUAUGCGCAGCUAUCUUCGGAUCACCCGCCGGCCAGCCACUAUCGCAUCGCCGAUGGGUACUUGCUCCUGCACUCGCGGGGCAAGGACUUACUAUGUGUCCCACGCGAUCGCCGUCUUCGGACUCGCCUCCUCGGCGAGUAUCAUGAUUCGCGACUCGCCGGCCAUUUCGUAGUCAACGCACUAUUGCACGACUUCGACAGCGAUUCUGAUGGCCCGACCUCAUCAUUAACGUCACGAGGUAUUGCGACUCUUGCGAAGUUUGCCAACGAAGCAAACCCCGCAACCGCAACCCCUACGACGAGCUGCGCCCGAUGCCAAUCCCGCAGGAACCCGGUCUCUCCAUUGCCAUGGAUGUCACCGGACCAUUUCCCCGCGACCGCCUCGGACACGACGGCAUCCUCACGGUUGUGGACCGUUAGAGAGUCCGACACGAAGAUGAAACUUAGUUCGGCUCGACAUCCACACACGGACGGGCAGACGGAGCGGGCACAUCAAACCGCUCAAAUAAUGCUUCGUACGCUCAUCCGUCCGGACCAGAAAGAUUGGGUUGACCGCCUCCCCGACAUCGAGUUCGCCUACAACACUUCGGUGCACCCGGCGAUCGGCGUGACUCCAUUCGAGUUGCACCACGGUGGACGGAAAGGCCGUAUCUUCGCCGAUCUUCUCCUCCCACGACCAGCCGACAUUGACGCCGCUUGCUCUCCCGCUUUCGUUCGGAAGUGCAUGGAAUUGCUGGCUCAGGCCCGCGCGAACAUGCAAAAGGCUCAGAUCCGCAUGCAGCAGCAGGCCAACAGGCGUCUCGUGCCAUGUCCCAUCCACGCCGGUGAUCUGGUUUGGGUCUCCGCGGAAGAGUUUGCACUGGAACAGGACGUUUCACGCAAACUGCUUCCCAAGUGGUUUGGACCAUGGCCCGUAACAGCAGCCGCGGGCGAUGAGCCUGAUGACCCUUCGUUUGUGAUCAACAUCCCGGCGCAUCUGACGGUCCAUCCAGUCUUUCACGCCUCGAAGCUGGCAACAUAUACACCAGCUAAGAGCGACGACUUCCCAGGCCGACGAUUCCCCUCGCAGAUGAGCGAUCCUUCAGCAAAGAGCAGAAUCAGCAGCAGCAUCACAUCAGAUUUCCUUGCAAUUGCCCUGCAGCUUGAUGUUGAUCUCGCUAAUCUCGCUGAUCCCCCCGACCUACAGCCAGAGCAUCGUAAUUACACCAGGGAAGGAGGUUCUAUGAUCGCUGUCCUAGAAAUAGCGAUGAGGAACCGCCAGCUUGAACUACGCCACGCUUUGCCAGGGGAAGAACAUGAUGACGGAGUCUGUGUGGACAAGGUGGUUUGUGGAUUAGGAAGAGGGGUAGCGGAUGGAGACAAAACCAGGGGAGGUAGGAGUGGUGAAGACAGCGGCGGUACAGUAGUCGGAAGGUGGGUAACAGACGGAGAUAAAACCUGGGGAAGUAAAGGUGGUGAAGAUGGGAAGGAUGAAGUCAGGGGUUGUGAAGUGGCUGAAGCGGACACAAGGGGGGCAGUCGCAAGUGAGACCCGAAGAGGGGACUCUGCAGGUGGUAAUGCAGGCAUGGCCACAGAUGCCAUGGAGGAGCACACCAAGACCGAGGGCAGCACAACAACUGUGGUGGCCACGAAUGCCAUUGAGGAACACACCAAGACCAAGGGCGACACAGCAGCCGUGGUGGCCACGGAUGCCAUGGAAGAACACACCGAGACCAAGGGCGACACAGCAGUUGCGGGUCGAGUUGCUCUCGCGGAAUCAAUCGUAGAAGCAACCAAGGCCGAUGGGGAAGAGGCUGCGAACCGAAAAGGGGUAGCCAGGGUCACAAACGGCAUGGAAGGGGUCAUUACGAUUGAUGAGGACGCAGGUGCAGCAGACGCAGUCUCUGUUGCGGCUUGUGAUGAUGAUGAUGAUGAUGAUGAUGAUGAUGAUGAUGAUGAUGUGGUCAUGUUCAAGACAAGAGAAAGAGCAGGACCCAGUGGUGCAAAGGAAGAUCCGUUGGAGAAGAAAAUUACGGAAUGGGUGGCCAAUCUUUCCCUGGGAGAAGAGGAGGCAUUGAUGUAUGUAACCAGGGAAGAGCAGGAGGCGGCCAUGAAAGAGUGGGAUGCAGAGGAAGAUCCGCUCAAGCUGCAGGCAAUCGAAGAUGAGAAGAGGAUGGAGUGGAAGUUGCGGCUGGUGAGGGAAAGGAAAAGAAGAGUGGACGCAGUGAGCCAGGCGGCAAGGGAAUUGGAAGAAGUAAGGAAACAGGGAGAGCAGAUGGCGGCACAGGCAGACCUGUUGGGGAAGAUGCAGGUCAUGGCGAGGAACAUAGAGCGCCUGGCCCAGGUCCAAGAAGAGCAAUAUCAGUUUGGUAGGAGUCAGGACUUAGCCCUGCGAUCUGUACAGUUGGGAUUCAGGGGCUUUGCACACGUUACCCGUAGUGUCAAAGCCUCUGAUAAGCUGCAAACCAUCCAUUUGCGUCAGUGGAAGAGUGUCAGGGCACUCAAAGGUGUUAUGGAUGAGCUGGUCGUCGUCCCUGACCAUGGGGUCACUGAGACCCAGUUAGUCAAUCUCUUCUACCGCGCUAUGCCCGAACAGUUACGCGGGCAUUUCUUUGAAAAAAGUCAGCAGCCUACCGUGACCUAUGAUGCUUUGAGCAGGGAAGUGGUAGCGUUCGAAGCACGGUCCAUGUCAGUCUCCACUUUCUGGCACAAGGACCUGGAUAAGGGCAAAAGCUGGAAAGGUCGUACCAUCUCGGGUCAGGUCAAGGCAAAGGAUCGCCUGAUCCUUACGCUGCUGUCGCGGUCGGAGGGAGGCUGCAACGAGGAGGUAGAGGCCAGGGCCAAGGGGGUCGGGCCUCAGGUGGUCAUUCCCAGGGUGAUCAGGGGGUUUGCAGUAGGGGAAACCGCCACGCGGGAGGCAGGGGUCAAGGUCCCCCGCAAAACCGUUCUGGGAAUAGGUCACCAAAUAGGGGAUGUAGAGUGUACUUUUCUGUACGCGGGAGGGGACUUGAGGCAUCGUGUCUCGUUCCUAGUGAGUGAUGAACUCCCCAUGGACAUGUUGUUAGGUAUGUACUACCUCUCUGUGGCACAGCCCCAGUUCGACUGGGACCGAAAAGUGGUCAAACACACUUUGCCAGGUGGAGGGACCGCCAGAUUACAUAAGUUCAAAGCUAGUAGUCUGAUUGAGUCCUACGGGUGCAUGUGUGCGGCCGCGUUCUACAAUUACUAUAAGCAAAAUCAAGAGGAGGGUAUGUACUUAGUUUAUGUCUCUGCUGCAGGCGAGCCAGUGAAAAUGCCGCCGGAGAUAGAGGGAGUGGUUGCCAAGUACCCUGAUCUAUUUGAAGAGCCAACAGGGGUUGUUGAUAGGGAGGUCGUCCACGCGAUAGAGAUUAUCCCAGGGUCUAGUAUUCCGAAGGGUAGGAUCUAUCGGAUGUCUCCAGGCGAGCUUGAUGAGCUUCGCCGCCAACUCAAGGAACUCAUAGAGAAGGGUCGGAUCCGGCCGAGUGUAUCUCCUUACGGAUCUCCAGUACUAUUCGUACCUAAGAAGGAGGGCACUCUCAGGAUGUGCAUUGACUAUAGGGGCCUCAAUGCCAUCACUGUGAAGAACAGAGAGCCCCUACCGCGCAUCGAUGAUCUGUUAGAUAGAGUGCAAGGGUGUCGGUACUUCAGUAAGAUAGAUCUGAAGUCCGGGUACCAUCAGAUUGCAAUCCGGCCCGAGGAUCAACACAAAACCCCAUUUCAGACCAGGUACGGUCUGUACGAGUUUGUGGUGAUGCCUUUUGGCCUUUGCAAUGCUCCUCGCACCUUUCAGCACGCUAUGAAUUGGAUAUUCCAUGAGUACUUGGAUAAGUUUGUCGUCGUGUACCUCGAUGACAUACUUAUUUUUAGUAAGACUGUCGAGGAGCACGUAGCACACUUAGACAAAGUUCUCAGUCUCCUGCAACAGCACAAGUUCAAGAUCAACGGUGAAAAGUGCGAGUUUGGCCGCACCUGUAUCUUGUACUUGGGUCAUGAGAUCUCCGCGGAAGGAUUGAAGCCCGAUGACGCGAAGGUGGCCAGCAUUCGCGAUUGGCCACGUCCUCAGUCUGUGACUGAGAUGAGAUCUUUCUUAGGAAUGACAGGCUAUUAUAGAACUUUUGUGAAAAACUAUAGCAUAGUGGCCGCUCCUUUGACUGAUCUGACCCGCCUUGACACCCCAUGGGAGUGGACAGAUAAGUGCAAGGCUGCUUUCAGACAUCUGAAGCAUGCAUUAACGCACUAUAACCAAUACGGCAUUGGCGCCGUGCUCGCGCACCAGGAGGGGCCAAAGUUGAGGCCAGUUGAGUACAUGUCUAAGAAAAUGUCGUCUCAGAAGUUGGCUAAGUCCACUUAUGAGAAGGAACUCUAUGCGGUGUACAAGGCUCUCACCCAUUGGAGACACUAUUUCCUUGGGAGGUUCUUCAUCCUCAAAACUGAUCAUCAGACCCUGAAAUGGAUGAGAACCCAGCCGGUACUCUCUGACGCUCUCGAGCGUUGGAUCGAAGUCAUUGAGCAAUAUGACUUUGACCCUCAAUAUCUAAAAGGGGAGUAUAACAAGGUUGCUGACGCCCUGUCGCGCAGACAAGACUUCUCAAGUGCGCUGAUUACUGAGUUCAGUCUCACGGACAAUGUUACUCAAUCUUUGGUGGAAGCCUAUCGCGAGGACCAGUUUAUAUCUGAGAUCAUACGCAGACUUGAGGCGAAGGACAAGAAGACGUCCGUCGAGUUUGAGUUGGUUAAUGGCUUGCCGUUCCUUGAGAAGGCAGGGAAUAAACGAUUGUGUGUUCCCAAUAGUGAGUCUUUGCGUAGUUUGUUUCUAGAUGCACAGCUGUACGUGGAGACUUGUCAAGUUUGUCAACGGGACAAGCCCCGUACUCAGGCUCCUCUUGGGCUGCUCAAGCCCCUUCCGAUUCCGGAAAGGCCAGGUGAAAGCUUGUCCAUGGACUUCAUGGAUACGCUGGUCACCAGCAAGAGUGGGAUGAGGCAGAUCUUCGUCAUCGUGGAUAGGUUUAGUAAGUAUGCUAGGUUAAUAGCCAUGCCGGAAACAGCGAAGACCGAGUAUGUAAUCAGGCUGUUCAAAGAGAACUGGGUGAGGGAUUUUGGAUUGCUUAAGUUUAUUGUAAGUGACAGGGAUGUCAGAUUUACAAGUGAAUUAUGGAAGGCCGUUGCAGCUGAACAAGGAACUCAACUGCAAAUGACUUCUGGAAACCAUCCAGAAGCAAACGGCCAGGCAAAACAGAUGAACCGCGUUGUUCAACACCUGUUGAGGCAUUACAUUAAGCCCAACCAGGUGGAUUGGGACGAGAAGCUUGCUCUUGUCGCCAGUCUGUACAAUAACGCUGUACACAGCGCUACCGGGCAGUCGAACAAGGGAGAGCCAGGAAGAGAGACAUCAUGGGAUGGCCCGGCGAAUGACGUUCUGGGAGGACAGACCUCGCGAGAUUCUGCUGCCGAGAGCAUUGGAUGGCAGGAUAGAGGUAAGCUUGCCAGCGAGAAGCAGGGAGAAGGGGAGUUCGUCGGGGAAAGGUCGGAAGAAGGAACAGACCAGGGACGGGGAAGCCUAGACGAUGUUAUAAAAAGGAAGAAGUAUAUGGCUGGGGAGCGUAGGGAGACGCCAACCAAGAAAGGAAAGGAGAGAACGAAAUCUCCAGGAAGGGAGGCGGAAAAGGAAACCAACCCGCAGGCCAUAGAUAGCGGGGCAAGCCGGCCAGCGGUGUCGCCAAUAAUUGCAAGGGGUUGUGAGGGGCUUUGGAGCCUAAGAGAGAGGGUGCUUGGGUGGUUCGACCUAGAAGGGACGACAAAGCCUGGAGGAGGGACAAAGGCCGGUAGGGAAGAACAAGGCUUCGGCACCACCGGUGGAAUAGGAGGGACGGAAGGGGGACUUAAGAAAAUGGUGUCCUCCCUCAUGCGCGCGCUAAAUAAGAAACAGGGGUAUCUGGUGGAUGCCAAGAAGAAACUGUUAUUCGAUGGAGCAAAUAUCACGAAAUUCUUGAUAGACUAUGAGAACUUGGCAGCACUUUUAAAGUGGAGUGAGGAAGAGAAGAUGGAACACUUAGGGCAACAUGCGUCAUUGAACCUAGGGAGGGACAUAAUGGUUAUUGUCGCAACCAGCGGAUCCUGGAAAGAGGCGCGGGACAUAAUGAUGCGGAAAUAUCUGGCGGCCAAGAAAAUGGCUACGGAGACAAAGCUGGCCGCAGUGCAAAGAAAGAACAUUGCAACAUAUAACGAUUUCUUGAGGGAAUUCACUCUCGUGGUGUUGCGCGUCCCGGGGGUAACCGACCGGAUAAUGAGCAAGUACUUCCUCAUGCAAUUCACCGAAUUCGAUAAGGAUAAGACCCUGUCUGCCUACCAACAGACCACGAAAUUCCUGAACACGAGGGACGUCGACUUUAGUACCAUAACAGAUAUCGCAGAGAAGAUGGUCGUAACCGACUCACUGGCCCUGCUGAAGGAGGGAGAGGUCAUAGACCUGACUGGCAGGACGGGGGACAAGGUAAAAAGAGGGAUCAAAAGCCUGCAUGAGCAUGUUGAUGGGGUAGAUGGGAAAAUCGAAAGGGUAGAGAACACCCUGAUGGUAAUGCAAGCCCAGGUGAUGCAAAACCAGGCGGUGCGACCCCCCCUACCACCUCAAGAAGUUGUGGUUCCGGCAGGAAUAGCUAGUCGAUGGAUCAAUAGAAGAGAUCCAGCCAAUGAGCAGUGCAGGGUGAAUGUGACCACCAGGCAGCGGACAGCAGAAAGGAAGGUCGUGCAGAACGCCAUCAUGGAAGAUGUUGGGGAUGGCCCUGGGGUGCCGCAAGGGGCGGAGGAACAGGGGCCAGAGAAAGUCUACGGGAAACCUAGGGAAGAAACCCCUGUAGAAAAGGCGACCUCGGCGAAGAAGAAAUUUCGGUACCAGAUCCCUAUUCUAACUAUGCCCGAGAUCGAUGACACCCUUAGCAAACUGCUAGGGAUCAUGAUGUCGGUCUCAUUCCAAACCAUGUUGCAAGCAAGUCCUAGGCUCUUGAAAGGCCUAAGGCAGCUACUGACGAGGCGAAGAGUAGAGGUAGAAGAAGGACCGGAACAACAAGAGGAAGAAAAGGAAGAGGAGGCACCGCGAGAGGUUGCCAACCUCCAAGGGAUCCCCGGGGAUCUGGAAGAUCUCGAGAAGGCCUUCGCAAACAUCCGGUUAAGCCUGCCAGACCGGGAAGGUGGCGAGGUUAUGAGGGCACCUCCUGGGACAAAGCUUAGCUUUCACGCACUGCUGAUGGGAAAGCUAAAAGUCCAGAUUGGAAGCCACCACACCGAUGCGCUUGUAGACGACAUAGAAGACCCAGUGACAAGACGUGGUGAAAUGCUCCAUCUCAUCGGGACGGGCGGAAAGGGGGCCUUCGCACGGAUGGAAGGAAUGAGAGAGAGGGUAGAGAUUAUGAUCGAGGAGGCGUUCAACCAGAAGGAAUGGAUCAAGAUGGGGCUACCACAGAAAAACCGGAGACAGGAGAAUGAGGCCCUGGGAGUAAUGAUAGUAGAGAAAGAGACGGAGGUUGAACUGGGAGUCAGCUUGCCUAGACCAAAGGAGGCUCGAGAUGAGGAGCUCGGGCUAACACUGGAGGUCCCGGACCUCCUGCACCUCAUCAAGGCCAUCCGAUAUCACAAAGUGAGUGUGGAUCUGGCCGCACUCGCUAAAUUUGAAGGAGAAAUCCAAAGAGGCUACUGCCUGAAUGGGAAGCUGCUCAGUAUUCAACCUCAGAUUGCCGAAGCACCACGGACGAUGUCGGUCGUUCAUUUUUUUAGGAGAAAGAUCCCGGAAGGAAGCGCUCGCAAAUACAAGUCAGUAGGGAAAAAGGCUAAGCCCGUCUCGGUACUGCUAGAAACAACAAAGGAAGAGGUCAUGGAACGGGAGGAAGAAGUCCUCCGGGUGAUCAGAGAAAGAAGGGCAACGGAGGGUCACCGAAUACCAAACGAAGUAGCAGAGACCAUGGAGAUAGGAGUGGAGGGAUUCCUGACGGAGCAGGAGGCACGAUUGAUCAAGAAAGCAUACCAAGAUUUCCACCUAGCCUUUGCUUUCAAUGACCACCAGAAGGGACGAUUAGAUGCGAAAUUGAUACUCCCGGUCAGGAGCCACACAGUCGAGCACGAAUGUUGGAACGACAAGGGGCCUGCUUACGACUUUGUAGCAGGGGAAGUAACGAAACUGCUUAGGACAAAGAUGGACUCCUUUGUGGCAGAACCUACAGCGUCACCAUAUGCGAAUAGAUGGUUUGUGUUCCAGAAACCUAACAAGUCGCUUAGGUGGAUCCAGGAUUUGCAGAAACUAAUUGUCACCAUCCGGAACGCUUUCUCAAGCCGAUCUGCUGGCAGACUCCCACGUUGGGCGAAGCAUUUACUCGCAGGUACGUUGGGUGAAGCAUUCCUCAAUUUGGUGGACUUCGUGAAGCUAUCACAUGCUGCACAGAGGUCAUUAGUGCUCAAGAAUUGCUCCCAUGGCUCUGUAUUGCAUAUCAGAACAGUGUGUGUGAAGCUGACUACACCUGGAAGUGGGAAGGAGACUAGUCCCUACACCCCUGAGCAGCAAGCAAAGAUGGCCGCCUUAGUGAAAGAGAACAAGGAGAGAAAAGAGCGCGAGAAGCAAGCGAAGCUAAAGGCUAUCGCAGAUGAGCAGGCGGCGAAGAUGAAGAGGUUGGAGGAGGAGAUGAAGAGGGUACAACAGGAGAAGGAAGAAAGAAGGAAGGCUGCUGAAGCAGAAGCGGCAGCAGAAGAAGAGAAAGAGAGAAUGAGAAUUGAGAGUGGAGAAGGGAGCAGUGGUGGCACGAUGAAGUGGGAGACAGAUACUGAGUUGGAGAAGAAGAUCAGCGAGUGGGUCGCUAGUUUAUCGUUGGGGGAAGACGAGGAGGCGGAGUCAUAUGUGACUAAGGAUGAGAAGGCUGCCCUGGCCGCUGAGCUAGCAGCCAUGACAAACCCGAUGGAACGAAGAGAGAGGGAAGACGAGCAAAAGUUAGCAUGGAAGCUGAGAAUGAAGAGGGAGAAGARGAGGAGGAGAGAGGAAGUGAAUAAGAUGACCGCAGCAGUGGCAAAGGUGCAGGAGUGUAGAGCGGAGGUGCUGGCCCAGCCAGAUGAUAAGSCCAARUGGGACAAGGUACUGGGCUAUCURGAGGYRUUGAGSAAGGCCUGGAUGGARGAGCGCCAGGCAAGUUGGAGCCAGGAUGUAGCGUUGAGUGCCAUGCGGUCUGGUUUCAGGGAUUUUGCGCGCGAGAUCGUCACCCACAUUGGGGGCGAAGUCAAGCAAUUGAGAGACAAUGUAGGGAAGUUUUGUGAGGGCGCCAUUCAGGGUGCCAAAGCUAUAGCCGCCGCAGAGGGAGAGGCCAGGCCCCGUAAGGACCGAGUGAAGCUUCCGGAUGCGUACGGGGGAAAGAAGGAAGAAAACUUUGACAACUGGGAAGCCAGUGUCAAUAGUUAUAUUUACUUGCAGCAUAUCCUCGCAGAGGAACAAGUCCUUGUGGCCUUCCAGGCCCUCAAAGACGAAGCGGCUAGCUUCGCCAGGUCUCUUGCGCGUACAGUCGGUUGUGAAAACAACCUGGUUGCAUAUUACAAAGUCACUCCUCUUUCCCAAUUCCUCAAGCUCCUCAAGGAGCGGUUCGCUGACCCAACGCGAGGUAUUAGAGCCUCUGAUAAGCUCCAAACGAUCCACUCUCGGCAGUGGAGGAGUGCCAAGGCACUCAAGGGUACCAUGGACGACUUGGUAGCCGUCCCGGACCACGGGGUCACUGAGCCCCUGCUGGUUCAGUUGUUUUAUCAUGCCAUUCUAGAGGCCCUACGCGGGCAUUUCUUGGACAAAUCUCAGCAGGCCGGCAUGACUUACGAUGCAUUGAGUAGAGAAGUCGUCCUAUAUGAGUCGAAGUCUAUGCCAGUUACCACUUUCUGGCAUAAGGACCUGGAGAAGGGGAAGAAGUGGAAAGAUCGUACCAUCUCGGGCCAAGUCAAGGCCAAGGAUCACUUGAUCCUGACAUUAGAGGAGGGUGGUGCAGAAGAGGUCCCAUAUGAUCAGAUUGAGUGGGGCCUAGGGGAGGAGUACAGUAGUGUGGCAGAAGAGUUAAAGGAGAGGAUGCCAGCCUGGGCCAAAAUGAAAAAGGAAAGUAAGGGACAGCUGAUUUUGGUAGAUGUAGAGGUAUUUAGAAGUAGAGUAGGGGCCCUUAUAGACUCAGGGGCUACCCGUAGUUACAUUAGCCGUAGGGCGCUGAAGAAGCUGAGGCUAGGACUAAAAGUCCAGAAGUUAGUAGACCCCAUAGUCAGUGUCCUCGCAGACAACCGCACGAUGCGAGUUGAGGACUACGUAGAGGGAGUCCAGGCGUACUUUCGCCUAGAGAAGGAUGGAAAAGUGGAGAAGGUCCUCCAUUCUUUGACUCUCCUCAUGCAGGAUGACCUUCCUUUCGAUAUAGUGUUAGGAAUGGAUUGGGGAGAGGCAGCAGGGGCCACACUUGAUUUGAGAGAGCAUGAGUGUAGGCUCCGUAGUCCGUCAGGCGAGGUUAAGACUGCCUGCUUGUUCCAUGUGUCUGGUGUAGAGAACACCUUGGCACAUUGCUGUCUCAGUGCUCCCGCGUUCGCGCGAUUAGUCAAAAAGGAACAGUUAGAGGAACAGGUCUUUGUAGUGUAUGUUAGACCUGUCACCGAGGGCAAGGAAGAGGUAAGUUCCACAGAUCCAACCAUAGUCAAGUUGCUGGAAGAAUUCAAAGACCUGACUGAGUCGCCGACAGGAGUAGUGUCGCGACCCAUCCAGCACAGGAUAGAGAUAGAGCCUGGCAGUAGAACUCCUAAGGGUGCAGUCUAUAGAAUGUCCCCCAGGGAGUUAGAGGAGCUUCGCAAGCAGUUAGAUGAGCUCCUAGAGAAAGGUGGGAUCAGGCCCAGUUCGUCUCCUUUUGGAGCACCCGUUUUGUUUGUCCCCAAGAAGGAAGGAGAGCUGAGAAUGUGUAUAGACUAUAGGGGUUUGAAUGCGAUUACUGUAAAGAAUGCUGAGCCACUGCCCAGGAUAGACGAUCUCUUAGAUCGGGUGGAGGGUUGCAAGUAUUUCUCCAAAAUAGACUUGAAGUUCGGAUACCAUCAGAUAGAAGUCCAUCCUGAUGACCAGUACAAGACUGCAUUCUGGACUAGAUACGGGCACUAUGAGUUCAUAGUGAUGCCCUUUGGACUAACCAACGCGCCAACUACCUUCCAGCGUUGUAUGAACGACCUGUUUAGACUGUGGUUAGAUAAGUUUGUAGUAGUCUAUCUAGAUGAUAUCCUAGUUUUUAGUAAGACCCUCCAGGAGCACCAGGGUCAUCUGAGGCAGGUCUUGGAGAAGCUACGAGAGGCUAACUUCAAGAUCAACGCAAAGAAGUAUGAGUGGGCCAAGACACAAGUUUUGUACUUGGGCCACGUGUUGGACGGAGAUGGCAUUAAGCCAGAGGACAGCAAGAUAGCGGCGAUUAGAGACUGGCCGACGCCCCGCACAUUGACAGAGUUGCGGUCGUUCCUAGGCUUAGCUAACUACUAUAGGAAGUUCGUGAGAAACUUCUCCACUAUCGCCGCCCCCUUGCGCAGACUGCUAAAGAAAGAGGCAAUCUGGCAAUGGGACAAAGACUGUACGUCUGCACUCAAGAAGUUAAAGCGCGCGUUAAUAGAAUAUCCUGUCCUCAAAGUAGCAGAUCCGUCCUUGCCAUUUGUCGUUACCACGGAUGCAAGUCAGUAUGGGAUAGGCGCCGUAUUGCAGCAAGAUGACGGCAAUGGCUAUAGACCCGUAGAGUUCAUGUCAGCGAGGAUGCCCUGUGAGAAUUCGCUACCUCCACGUACGAGAGGGAACUCUACGCUCUCAGGCAGGCUUUAGACCAUUGGAAGCACUAUCUGCUUGGGAGGCACUUCAAAGUGUAUUCUGACCAUGAGACACUUCGUUGGCUAAAGACACAGGCCAAGAUGACACCUAAGUUGACUAGGUGGGCCGCAGAGAUAGACCAAUUCGACUUUGAUUUCAAGCCAGUAAAGGGCAAAUACAACG
Messenger RNA from Chara braunii, 14455 nucleotides. The record is from the annotation of a GenBank genome assembly. Lineage: Eukaryota; Viridiplantae; Streptophyta; Charophyceae; Charales; Characeae.